Molecule: messenger RNA, 1494 nt
Organism: Aspergillus oryzae RIB40
Lineage: Eukaryota; Fungi; Ascomycota; Eurotiomycetes; Eurotiales; Aspergillaceae
Exons: 2
Coding region: 1-1494 (497 amino acids)
Biological process (GO): transmembrane transport
Molecular function (GO): transmembrane transporter activity
Source: RefSeq, a predicted model, not a curated record
AUGUUUUCCGAGAAGCACCAGCUACUAUUCGGACCUCCAGUGUCCUCCACAGACCCGCUAACAUGGAGUCGUUUGCGAAAAGAGCUUUUAUUCGCGACUAUCAUCUUUGGAUCCUGCGCGACCGGCUCUCUAGGCCCGCUUCUAGUUCCAGCCUUUGUUUCCUUGGCCGCAGAUCUCCAAGUGAGCCUGACUAGUAUCACAUUGCUUAACGGAAGCCUGGUCAUGGCUCUAGGGCUCAGCGCCUACGUUUGUUCUUGCUCUGCUCGGUGCUUCGGCAAGCGAUCGGUUUACCUCUUUACGACGAUUUUGGUGCUCGCCGCGUGCUGCUGGGGUGCAGCAUCGAAGUCUUACACCUCGCUGCUUGCAUCGCGUGUGUUUCAAGGAUUGGGUAUGGGUGGCUUCUUCGCCCUCGCUGGUACAGCUUCCAUUAAUGAUAUCUACAACGUGGACGAGCGCGGCUGGCGCGUUGGCCUGUGGAACUUCGCUGUUAUUGUUUCAGUCAACCUCACGCCCAUCAUCAGCGGUACCGUGAUUUCAGCGCUCUCCUGGCGUUGGGCCUUCUGGCUCCAGGCCAUCCAAUUUGGCGUCCUCCUUGCAGCCGUGAUCUUCUUCUUCCCCGAAACUACAUUUCGUCGUGAGAUCUCUGGCAGUCGACCUACCACAUGCAACCUAGAAACGUCUUCGGACGACCACACCUUAGAUCACCCAGAGCUUGACACCGAAGAAAAGGGUGGCCGGCCGGUUGUGACCAGUGCCAGCAUCGAAUCGAUCCCCGUCCAACGCCAUAACUCCCUUUUCGUCUUCACCGAGCCCCUUGCCAUCGUGAUCGACCCUAUCGUCAUCUGGGGUAGCAUCAUGUGGUCUAUGACCUUUACCUGGACGAUCCUCCUCGGCGCCGUCGCAUCACAAAUCUUUACUGCACCACCCUACAACAUGUCCACCGUAGCCGUCGGUAGCCUUACCGGCAUUGGGCCUUUGAUAGGCUCAGCGCUGGGUACUGUGAUUGGUGGGUUUCUGUGCGAUCUCAGCAGCAAGUCCAUGGCUGGCAAGAAUGCCGGAAUAUACGAGCCCGAGUUCCGUCUACCGGUCAUGCUUCCCGCGACACUGGCUAUGAUAGUGGGUGCCUUUGGGCUGGGUGCUGCGACGCAGUAUGGGCUAUCUGCUGUGGUAUGUGGCGUGUUCAUGGCAAUUUUGAAUUUCGCCGUGGGUAUGGGAUGUACAGGAAUCGUGGCCUAUACCAACGAUGCUUGCGGGCAGCGGGCAGGAGAUUGUUUUGGGUUGGCGAUGGUUGCCAAAAGUGCGUUUGCAUUCGGGCUAUCAUUUGUCUUUAAUGAUUUUGUGGUAAAGAGGGGGACCUUGAUUUUCUUUUCGACAUUUGGCGCUGUGAGUGUGGCCGUGAUGCUCACGAAUAUUCCGCUCUUCAUUUGGGGCAAACAGAUCCGGGCAUGGGCAGAUGGGCGGGAUUUGCUUCGACGCAGGAAUAUCCGUAUGUAA